AUGACCGUCUCUGUACAAAAUUCCCCCUUCAAGGUCCUCGUCAUCGGCGGUUCCUAUGCUGGCAUCUCCGCCGCCCUCAACCUGAUCGAUCUCUGCACGGGCAAGACCCCAAGAUGUGGUGCAAAAGUUGAUGAUUCAGAGGCCUCAAAAAUCCCCAUCAACGUUGAUGUCACCAUCGUUGACGAGCGGGAUGGAUUCUUCCACAUAAUCGGCGCCCCUCUCGCUCUCGCAUCAAACAGCUACGCCGAAAAGGCCUGGGUCAAGUACUCGGACAUUGCAGCACUGCAACUACCAAACAUCCACAUCGUCCAAGGCACAGCAAAGACCGUAGACCCGGCCACCAAGACCGCAACCAUCACCCGGACCGAGCCGGCAGCAACAGCAGCGCAGACAAGCUCGGACGAAAUCAUCCCCUACGACUUUCUCGUGGCGGCCUCGGGUCUCCGUCGCGUGUGGCCCGUCGUCCCGCAGUCCCUGCGCCGCAAGCAGUACCUCGUCGAGACGGGGUCGCACGUGCAGGCCGUCUCGGGCGCGCGCAACGGCGUGCUUGUCGUGGGCGGCGGCGCCGUCGGCAUCGAGAUGGCCGCCGAGCUCAAGCUCGUCCAGCCGCACGUCAGGGUGACGCUCGCGCACUCGAGGGACAGACUGCUGUCGUCCGAGGCGCUGUCGGACGAGUGCAAGGACGUCGCGCUCCGCCUGCUGCGCGAGGCCGGCGUCGAGGUGCUGAUGGGCCACCGCAUCGCCGAGCAGGUCGAGCUGACGACCGAGGACGGCUGCCGGGCGGUCGAGGCGAGGUUUGAGAACGGCCACAGGCUCGUGGUCGAUAAAGUCAUCAUGGCCAUUUCCAAGAGCGUGCCGUCGUCGACUUAUCUGCCCCUGGAGGCCUUGGAUGCUGAGGGUUAUGUGAAGAUCCAGCCUAGCCUAGCUUUCCCACCCUCUGUCCCCAACGCGGAAUACCACUUUGCGCCCGGCGACCUGGCCCUCUGGUCCGGCAUCAAGCGCUGCGGCGGCGCCAUGCACAUGGGCUUCUGCGCCGCCACAAACAUGCACCAGCUGAUGCUACAGCAGAUGAGCGCAGGACAGCACACCUCCAAGCCUAUCAAGCUCCGCGAGUUCCCACCCAUGAUCGGGUUGGCGGUUGGCAAAAAGGCAGUGUCGUACAGCCCAGACGCAGGGACCAAUUCGGGCGAGGAUGUAAACGAGAUGUUUUUCGGCAACGAUCUGGGGUUUUCUAUUUGCUGGAAUUACCUGAGGCUUGGGGGAGACAAAGAGACGGACAAGAUCUAG
This is a messenger RNA of Pyricularia pennisetigena, 1287 nucleotides long. RefSeq lists its product as uncharacterized. Bases 1 to 1287 code for a protein of 428 amino acids. The transcript is spliced from 4 exons. The record is from RefSeq and is a predicted model, not a curated record. Gene Ontology annotation, cellular component: cytoplasm. Gene Ontology annotation, molecular function: flavin adenine dinucleotide binding; electron-transferring-flavoprotein dehydrogenase activity. NCBI's taxonomy places the organism in Eukaryota, Fungi, Ascomycota, Sordariomycetes, Magnaporthales, Pyriculariaceae.